Capronia epimyces CBS 606.96 is the source of this 1053-nucleotide messenger RNA. RefSeq lists its product as uncharacterized. NCBI's taxonomy places the organism in Eukaryota, Fungi, Ascomycota, Eurotiomycetes, Chaetothyriales, Herpotrichiellaceae. The transcript is spliced from 2 exons. The coding region runs from base 1 to 1053 and encodes 350 amino acids. The record is from RefSeq and is a predicted model, not a curated record.
AUGGAUGCCAUAAGCGCUAUUGCGGCAGCGGGACAGUUUGUAUCAUAUAUCAACCACAUCGUCGGUCUCCUGCUCGAGUUGCGAGACGAAAUCAAAGAGGGGCCACUGCGUCUAAGAGAGAAAUGUGACUAUCUCGAUUCCUUUAUUUUCGUGCUUCAGUCUAUACAGGAUCAUCUGUCUUUGCAGGACCCGAAAGUAAAAGCUCAAAUCGACCGACUGGAGGAAAGGGUCAUCACAAUUCGAUCUGCUCUUCAAAGAUACCUUGAUGCCAUUGGAAAAAGCGGCACUAUCACACGGCGGGUUUUGCUCGCUAUUUCCGUCGUAAAAGCAAAGGAAAAGUUUCUCCGUUCCUUCGAGGCCCUAGACGAGGACAGAGGGUUGCUCAACUUCUACAUCACGGCAGCAUCUGGAGAGACCAUCCAUCAACUCGCAAGUCAAGAGAAAAUGCAAUCCACCCCAAGAACGGGAGAAACGACUCCCAGGCCUCCUAUGCCUUUUAAAGUGGCCGACGAGGGAUACGGGAGCGAUGAUGCAAGUACAUGCUCAGGAGUUGCUGCAGCGACGGACCGCGUCGAAUAUUCUCCACUUAAUCCUCCUUCCUCACCACCGCCUUCUAUGACUUCCAAUCCAAAUCCAGAUCCAAAUCCAGACGGGCAGCAGCAGGCGUUUCGACAACAGGCAAUAUUGAUAACUCAUCAUAACGGUCAACGCGAAUGGGGCCAUGGGGCCAAUGUGACUUUUGGCCACCACAUCCAAAUUGAAGGCAACCCUACGCCGAUUCCUAGAGAGGCAUUACAGCAACACAGUACUUUUACCGGCAAGGAAACAUUUGGUGACAAUGUCACAGCCGUCUUUGGAUCCAGAUUCAGCAACACGAUGGUCAGCAAUAACCUCCAGUCGCAGGGUUCCGGAGGCGGUGGUGACAGGAGGCCGAACAUGAACCCUCAAGCCGACCGCCAGAGGGAGCGAACGACCCCGCAGGAGCCACCUCCUACUGCGCCGACGGCCAGCUCUCCGGAUGAUAUCGAUAGAUCACACUCUCGUGAUAAUUGA